AAAAUGUCCAGCUCAUCUAGCUCAAGCUCCUCAAGCGAGGACUCCGUCGAGCAUGUCAACGGAAAUUCGAAAGCCGCUGCCGAGGAACAGGCACAGAAGGAGAGAUUCGUAAAGGUCCUCUCCGGCACCGUCGAUGUUGUGCCCCUCGAGAAAAACAGCUACGGCGAGUCCCAGGCCGCGGAGCUGGGAUACUCGUCCCGCCUCGUCAGCAAGUGGUACCGCCACAAGUGCGAGUACAACUCUUGCCCGGCCCGCUGGGCCGAGUUUGACAACGUGGAUGACGAGGAGGCCAACCUCAACGAGCGCGUAUCGUCCGUCCCCAUCAUCCACCGGCACGCCUAUGUGAAGAGACACUGGGUGACGCAGUCGGUCACGAUCCAGGACCCUGCCAUGCGCCAGGUGCUUCGGGCUGUCCUCGCUAAGUACCAGGACCUCGACCUUGAGCUUAUCAACUGGACCUUUGAGCCCCCAUUCAUGCCCCUCGUUCAUAGGUGGGAUGAUCUCAAGGCUUACUAUGUAGGCCUCGAGGCAGGCAAAAUCAAGAAUGCUGCAUCGGCUCUCCUUGCAUUUUUGACACCCAUUGUCACCUCGUCUGUUCUCUCGCUCUCUCAUACCAGGCAGACUGGCAAAGUGAGCUUUGAGGACAUCUGGCAAAUAUUCCCACCCAGCUCCGUCGUCCUGACCAGGUUCUACGGCGUUGAUGUCAUCUGCCGAGUGAUCAAAUAUAAAAAGGUCAAGUGCAAUAAUACUGAAGGUUGGGCGAUUGAAAUGGAGUUCAUCGACUGGAAUGGAGAGACUUCUGGCUGGAAAACCACCUCUGUCACCAUCUGGGAAUACGAUGGUUAUAGAAGGGUAACCGGUCUGCCCGUAUUCCCCAUUUCAUUCACCACAGAGGAAGAGAAAAUCCGAGAGGCCAUGAUUGAGCGAGGACGCAAAUGGGCCAGUCUUCGCGGUUACCACUUCAAAAUCGUGAACGGGACCAAGAUCCUUCUUGAGACAAAGGAGCCUCAACAAAGACCGGUUUCCGGGAAAGUCUGCGUUGAUGCGUAUGCCUACUACAAGGGCUGCAACAUUGUCAAACCUUUCCUGCGUCCAGUUGCUGCUGCCGUUUCCAUAUCCGACGCUACAUCGGAUGAUGGCGAAAAUAGCCCCGAAGAGAAUGAUCCAUUGCCUUCUGAAGGAUUCAAGGCAGACUUUACCGCUGUCCAAGUUGAUACCAGCUCCAAAGCAAAAGGCCCCGCGGACCGGGGUGAGGAGCUACAUGCUUUGUCCGACGAGGAACUGUUGAUGACGACACCUUGGAUGAAGGGCUUUGACCUCAAAUCUAAAGACUUCUGUGAGCUCAACGUCUCCGAUCUCCACGACAUGCAAUGGAACGAUGAGGCGUUUGAAAAGCUCGUCUUGCCUGGCGGAGAGAAGGACCUCGCUUGGACGUUCGUGGAGAACAAAAGCCAGUCUACCUCCGAUUUUGAUGACUUUGUCGCUGAAAAGGGAAGAGGUCUCAUUAUUCUCAUGUUUGGGCCUCCCGGCGUUGGAAAGACUUUUACCGCAGAGGCCGUGGCUGAGAAGUCUCGUGUCCCUCUAUACUCCAUGAGCGCUGGUGAUCUAGGCACAGCACCCUCUGAAGUUGAGAAGGCUCUUGGACGCGCCCUUGAGCUCUGUCGCAUGUGGAAUGCCAUGUUGCUCCUUGAUGAGGCUGAUGUCUUCCUCGGGGAACGCACCAAUGAGUCGCUGGCCCGCAAUGAGCUGGUCUCUAUUUUCCUCCGAGAGCUGGAAUACUACCAAGGCAUUCUUUUCCUCACCACAAACCGUAUUCGAAGCAUUGAUAAUGCCUUCCAGUCUCGAGUUGAUCUCUUCUUGCCAUAUCAUGACCUCACCAGCGAGGCUAGGAAGCAGGUCUGGGAGAACUUCAUCAACCGUGCUGGGCGAGACAAGUUUGAUCUCGCUGGUGACUCGCUGGAUAAACUCUCCUCGCUCAAGCUCAACGGCCGCGAGAUCAAGAACUUGAUCAAGUCUGCCCAGCUCCUCUCGAUGAAGGAGUCCGGGAAAGUGCCCGUUGAGCGGCUCGUGCUACUUGCCAACAAGCGCGUCGAAGCACUCAAGGAGCUUGAUACGGAUGAACACUAA
This is a messenger RNA of Clonostachys byssicola, 2127 nucleotides long. The record is from the annotation of a GenBank genome assembly. Lineage: Eukaryota; Fungi; Ascomycota; Sordariomycetes; Hypocreales; Bionectriaceae.